This is a messenger RNA of Cherax quadricarinatus, 515 nucleotides long. The record is from the annotation of a RefSeq genome assembly. NCBI's taxonomy places the organism in Eukaryota, Metazoa, Arthropoda, Malacostraca, Decapoda, Parastacidae.
AUUUUAUAUUUCACUCUCCCUUUUACCCUAAGAGUUGCUAUCCUAUUCACGACUCUAACCCACCCUCUUUCCAUAGGACUAGUCCUACUCACUCAAACUAUUCUUAUCUGUGCUCUUUCAGGCCUAUUCGGGCCUUCCUACUGAUUCUCAUAUAUCCUAUUUCUAAUUUUUCUAGGAGGAAUAUUAAUUUUGUUCAUUUAUGUCUCUUCUCUUGCUUCCAACGAAGCCUUUAAAAUUCAUUUUAAAUCCAGUCUACUAAUCACCCUGUCCUUACCCAUAUCCUUUACCUUAAUCUUUCUAGAUCUCUUACUUCUCCCAUCAAAAUUUUCCAAAUCUAGACUAUUCUUAAUUCUAAGAAAUAAAACAAAUUUAGCCACCUUAUCAACCAGUUCCAUCUACUCCAUUACUUCUUUCCCUCUUACUACUCUAGUAAUUUUAUAUCUCUUACUUACCUUAAUUGUUAUUGUCAGUAUUAUUAAUAUCUCAUCAAGACCUCUGCGACCUUCAAAAUUCUA